This is a messenger RNA of Candidozyma haemuli, 1881 nucleotides long. Its product is annotated as phosphoribomutase. NCBI's taxonomy places the organism in Eukaryota, Fungi, Ascomycota, Pichiomycetes, Serinales, Metschnikowiaceae. Gene Ontology annotation, molecular function: magnesium ion binding; phosphopentomutase activity. The transcript has a single exon. Gene Ontology annotation, biological process: purine ribonucleoside salvage; carbohydrate metabolic process. Bases 1 to 1881 code for a protein of 626 amino acids. The record is from RefSeq and is a predicted model, not a curated record.
AUGUACAACGACGAACAAAAGCACCAAAUCGACCAAUUGGUCUCUCAGUGGUUACAAGUGGACCCUAAUGAGGUAUCCAGACAAGAAAUCCAGACCUUGCAAGCCCAAAACGACUACCUGACAUUGGACAGUAAGUUAUCCAAGAGAAUCGCUUUCGGUACAGCCGGACUCCGUUCUUCCAUGGAGCUGGGUUUUGCCCAUAUGAACGAUGUCACCAUUUUACAGGCAUCCCAAGGUUUAGUGGCAUACUUGGUUUCCACUUUGGAAGGCGCCCCUGGGUCUAUCGUGAUCGGAUACGACCAUAGGUUCCAUUCUCAGAGGUAUGCAGAGAUCACAGCCAGUGUAGCCUUGGCCAGAGGGUUUACUGUUUAUUACUUGGGCACCGCCAACAGCCUUUCCGAUGAGUCUGAUCCAGAUUCGAACCCGAAAGACGACAAACUGUAUGUGCAUACUCCAAUGGUGCCCUUUGGUAUCGACUACUACCAGGCAUCAGCAGGUGUGAUGGUGACUGCUUCCCACAACCCAGCCAAGGAUAACGGGUACAAGGUUUACUACGGCAACGGGUGCCAGAUCAUCCCACCGCACGACGCCGGCAUUGCCAAAAGCAUAGAUGAAAACUUAGACCCCUGGUUGGACCGCGGCGUAUGGAACGUCAAGGGUAACUUUGCCAAGGGAUUGGAAGAGAAAAAUUUGGUGCUUAUAAAGGACGAACUUACACAGAAGUACGUCAGUGCUGUCAGGGACCAGCUUAUCCAGAACAAGAGUAUUUCGUAUGACUUUGUCUAUACGCCCAUGCAUGGCGUUGGGCUUGAAAUUUUGUCUAAAAUUUUCCAACAGUUUGAAGCCAAGCAGUCAGCCGUGGACGUUGUGCCUGAACAAGCUGUUCCUGACGCUAAGUUUCCUUCUGUACCAUUUCCUAAUCCCGAGGAGAAAGGCGCUUUAGACUUGGCAAUUGCUCGCGCAGAGGCGCAGGGUUUCUCGUUGGUGGUGGCCAGCGACCCUGACGCCGACAGAUUCAGUGUUGCUAUAAGAAGAAGAGAAAGUGGAGAUUGGCAGCAGCUUACUGGAAAUGAGAUUGGAAUCUUGUUUGCAGCGUUUGUGGUGGAGGAGCUCACCAGUGCUGAUGACUUGCAUAAGACAUGGCUUCUUAACUCAACGGUUUCGUCUCAGCUCUUGAGGUCUUUGGCAGAAAAGGCUGGUUGUCAUUUCCAGGAUACGUUGACGGGGUUCAAGUGGAUUGGCAACAAAGCCAUUGACCUUAAGAAGGAGGGGAAUUUAGUGCCAUUUGGAUAUGAAGAAGCUAUUGGGUACAUGUUCGGUGUGGUCAACGACAAGGAUGGUAUUUCAGCCGCUGUGAUGUGGCUCCAGCUUUACGAAGCGUGGUUUAGCAAUGGCAAACAAGACCCGAUUGACAAGUUGGAGAAAAUUUACCAAAAGUACGGCUGGUUCAAGGAAUGCAACGGGUACUACAAGCUUGACGAUGUACUGAAGACACCCAGAAUUUUCAACGAAACCAUCCGCAAGCUGUACCCAUCCAACGAGCAUUACCCCCAAACGCUUGGAAAAUUCAAAGUCGUCGAAUGGCGUGACCUUACUAUCGGCUACGAGCUGGUCACCGCCAACAACGUCCCCAUUCUUCCCCUGGACCCUCUGUCCCAGAUGAUUACUGCCAUUUUGCAACCACAGGACGCCACAAACAAUGCAGAACAGGUGCGUUUCACCUGCCGAGGCUCUGGCACCGAACCCAAACUCAAAGUGUACAUUGAAGGCCGUUCAAACCAAAGUGAAGAAUCUGCCAUAAAAUUGGCCAGAGCCUGCUGGGACACCCUUAGAGACGAAUGGUUCAAGCCUAAAGAGAAUGGUAUCCAAGAGGUGGUGUAA